This is a messenger RNA of Erpetoichthys calabaricus (reedfish), 2349 nucleotides long. It is a transcript of the gene tatdn2, whose product is annotated as TatD DNase domain containing 2. The record is from RefSeq and is a predicted model, not a curated record. Gene Ontology annotation, molecular function: hydrolase activity, acting on ester bonds. Lineage: Eukaryota; Metazoa; Chordata; Cladistia; Polypteriformes; Polypteridae. The transcript has 7 exons. The coding region runs from base 160 to 2154 and encodes 664 amino acids.
AAAGUGCACUUUGUAAGAAAGUGAAAGUUAAUAGUUACUCUAUAAUGCAGAUGUUCCUUUCCUUCCUUCAUUUUCUGGAAUGUUAAUGCAUGUUAAAUGAAGUACUCAAGUUAAGAUUUAUAUAAUAUUAAAGUAAAAUACAUUAGGACUACGUGCACAAUGCAUCAGGAGAAGUCUCUGUGCAGAAGCAGGCACAGGCCAGCAUCAAAGGUCUGCCUGAAAAUGAUGAGCCCAGAAGACAAAAAAGUGACACGUGUGGAAACUCCAUCCUUUUCUGAACCAGGGACAUCUGGGCUCUACAGUAAGAACAAUUUACAAAUAUGUAAAAAAUUGUUCUGGAAAGACGUUGAAAGCAGUCCUGAUUCUCAAAACCAUAAGCAGAUAGAAACUACUGAAAAUUCACCAAACUAUAGUUUUGCUUCAUCUGAAUGUUCAGAGAAGAAAUCUGUAAACCAGUCUCUGAAAUGCAAAAGAAAAAGUGUUGGCAAUGAAGAAGGGGGGAAACUAAUUUAUUUCAAGGCAAUUUCUGCAUUAUUUGGAAAAGACGUACUAAGUAAAUAUCAGAAGAAAUCUGAAAAAGAAAAGAGAAAUCAGGAUAAUGAAGAUGUUGAAGAGCACAAGACAGCUCAUGGAAAAUAUUCUUUUCCCUCACCGGGGACAAACGAUAAAAAGAAACUGUUAGAGAGGGAACAUAAUGUGAGUAAUACUGCUCCUCUGGACUUCAGGGAUGUAGAAUACAAAAGAGAGGUCAGUCUUCCAGAAAAGUUUAACAAGGACAUUGUAUCAAAAGAAGAUGAAUUAGAUGAUCCUGACUGGUCAGAUGAUGAUGGUGACAAAAUUGAUGUAAAGACUUUUUCACAAGAUGUAUUUUGCUCUAACUCAACACAUUUGAAGAAGGACCAACAUGAAGAAUCAACAUUUUCAAAUGAGAGUUAUGGCAGCCCUUUCUACAUGUCUAAUUAUUGGAGCAGCCCACAGGAGGACUGUAACACGGGCUUCCAGAACAGCAUACAGGCUUCUCCUUUGACUGACACAUGGGGCAGUUCUUGUUACCAAGAAAACAGCAAUAGUAACAAUGUUAAUUACUAUGCUUACUACCCCCAGAGCAGUCCUUUGGCACCCGUUGACCUCAUAGAUGUCACAUCCCCCAUUUAUCAUAGUUCUCCUCUGCCUAUUUUUUCCUCUGAUUUGAACUUUUCAGUGAAAAAUAUGAGCAUAAGAAAAAAAUAUUCACAAGACACUUGCAGUAGAUUGUUACGUGUGGAUGCCGAUUAUACGUCUCAGGAAGCUGAUGCAGAAAAUGUACAUGAUUUUUUAGAAAUGUCAAAGAAACGGCAUAGGCAUGGGUUUAUUGACACCCAUUGUCACUUGGAUAUGCUUUUUGCUAAACUGGCUUUUAAGGGAUCUUUUUCCAGCUUUAAGAACAAAUACAAGAGCACCUUCCCAACUGAAUAUGAGGGGUGCAUAGCUGACUUCUGUAAUCCAAGGUACUUGAUCAAUGAUCACUUAUGGGAGAGUUUGCUCGCAGAAGACCAAAUUUGGGCAGCUUUUGGCUGUCAUCCACAUUUUGCAAAGUACUAUUCGGUUGCACAGGAGAGCACUAUCCUCAAUGCAAUGAGACAUCCAAAAGCAGUAGCAUUUGGUGAGAUUGGACUCGACUAUUCCCACAAGUGUUCCACGGACAUCUUAAAGCAGCACAAGGUAUUUGAACGACAGUUACGUUUGGCUGUAGACAUGCGAAAGCCAAUUGUUAUUCACUGCAGAAAUGCGGACAAGGAUUUGUUGGAGAUUAUGAGGAAGUUUGUACCUAGAGACUACAAAAUCCAUCGGCACUGUUUUACAGACAGCUACGAUGUAAUAGAGCCUUUUCUACAGGAGUUUCCUAAUCUGUCUGUAGGAUUCACUGCACUUGUUACUUACUCAAGUGCUGCCAAAGCAAAGGAGGCUGUGAAAAAGAUACCAUUGGACAGAAUAAUCAUAGAAACAGAUGCUCCUUAUUUUUUACCUCAAAGAGUAUCGAAGAAUGUAAUUAAGCAUUCACAUCCUGGCCAUGGUUUGUGCACUAUCAAGGAGAUUGCCAAAUUGAAGUCCGAAAAACUGUCCACAGUGUUAUCAGUAUUGCGUCGAAAUACCAUUGAUUUAUAUGGUUUAUAACUUUGAAGAACUCUUUCGUGGUAUUUGUGACAAAUGGAUAGAUCCUAGAACAAUUACUUAAGAAAUCAGAUGUUAGUUGCAUUAUGUUUACUGUCGGUUUUCUUUAUAAGGAACAAGUUGUCAAAGUUUAAGUAAGUUUUGUUCAAGGCAGUAGUGGCUUCUGCAUACCAGUUAUACAAAGAUGGAUGGAUAUUU